UUACGACGCAUUCUUGUCAUCCAAAUGUAAGAGGACACCGCUUCCUGGUGUGGAGUAAUAAUAAUGGGCUGAUGAGAGAGUGAGAAGGUAGUCGGUAACAGUCCACGGUGUGACCUGCUCUGAUUUGACGAGUCUGCGGAUAAAGUAAGAGACACUGUAUUCAGUCGGAGAAAUGUCUGCCGUAAACAAAUCUGCAGAGGAUGGCGACUCCUUCUCUUCAAAGGUCAUCUACAUAGUAUUUAUCAUCCUGCUUCUGGACCUGCUGGGAUUUACACUGAUUCUACCUCUGCUGCCUUCAAUUUUGGACCAUUAUGCACAAAUGGGGGAUGUUGUGUAUCAGUCUCUUCAGAGUGUUGUGGACUGGUUCAGGGAGGCCGUGGGGAUUCCUUUGGAAAAGAAAUACAACGCUGUCCUGUUUGGAGGUCUGAUCGGGUCACUGUUUUCUCUGCUGCAGUUUCUAUCGUCGCCUCUAACGGGGGCUCUGUCAGACCGCCAUGGCAGAAGACCCUUACUCAUCCUUACCACAUUAGGGCUGAUCUCCUCCUACGCAGUCUGGGCCGUUUCCCGGAGCUUUAGCAUGUUCCUUUUGUUUCGAGUAAUUGGGGGCAUUUGUAAGGGCAACGUCAGCCUUUGCACUGCCAUCGUGGCCGACUUGCCUUGCCCGAAAGCACGGAACCGAGGAAUGGCCAUGAUUGGCAUUGCCUUCUCCUUGGGUUUCACCGUUGGACCUCUGAUGGGUGCCUACUUUGCCAUCAGCUCAAGAACAACAGGAAAUAUCUUCUACCAGACUCCAGCACUGCUCGCCUUGGCCUUUAGUGUUGCUGAUCUGGUGUUCAUUUGGCUCAUGCUGCCAGAGACACUCAAAAAGGAUGUCAAGGAUCCUUCAACAGGGUUUGGGGACUCCAGGGACCUUCUGAACCCAUUAUCUUUGUUCCAUUUUACAGCUGUUACCAAAUCAAAAGACCCACCUUCAAAAAAAAGAAUGCAGAAACUACAUGUGCUGGGCCUGGUUUAUUUUUGCUACCUCUUCCUGUUCUCUGGUCUGGAAUUCACAUUGAGUUUUCUGACACACCAACGCUUCCAAUUUACAAGUAUGCAGCAGGGAAAGAUGUUCUUCUUUAUUGGUGUCAUCAUGGCUCUGAUCCAGGGAGGUUAUGCUCGCAGAAUCAAACCCGGGCACCACAUCAGAGCUGUUCAUAUGGCAAUCAUAGCGUUAAUCCCAGCGUUCAUUCUCAUCGGGCUCUCAUGGAACAUACUGAUGCUUUACAGUGGCUUGGCGUUAUACUCAUUUGCAGCUGCAAUCGUAGUUCCAUGCCUGUCGACGCUUGUUUCUGACCAUGGCUCUGCCAAUCAGAAGGGUACGGUCAUGGGGAUUUUGCGUAGUCUGGGCGCUCUGGCCCGAGCACUGGGACCAGUGGUGGCAUCCUCAGUUUACUGGAUCGCUGGAGCUCAGAUAUGCUUUCUUCUCACAUCAGCCUCUUUCAUUAUACCUCUGGUUCUUCUGAGAACUGCUCAGAGGCUAAAGGAGGAGUGAGAGACACAAAGACUUGGAAGAGACAUUUUGAUGUUUUAUAAGUUUGAUGAAUGUUAAAAUGUUUACAUCAUGCAAGAAAACAAGCACUGACUUAGUACUGAUAUAAGCAAAAAUAAUAAGGAGAUGUUUACUUUCUGCACUGUUCAGCAAGUAUUAAUACAUGAAACAAAAUAAUGCAAUAAGACGAUGCACAUGCCUAAACAGAGAGAUGUUAUUGUACAAAUGAGAAAUGAGUGGACAUAAAAUUGUGAAAUGUUUGAGUUUGGUUGGAUUACAUAUAACAUUUAUGCUCGUGGAACAUAUAUAUCAUUUUUAUAAUUCAGUAUUUUAUCACUCAGAGUUUGUAUUUUACAAAAUCGCUUUUUUAUUUUAGCUGAGUUUAAAAAUGUGGAUAUUCUAUUUUCUUGUAAUUAUAAAAGAAUAAACAAGAAAGUCAACA
Messenger RNA from Larimichthys crocea (large yellow croaker), 1973 nucleotides. RefSeq names its product major facilitator superfamily domain-containing protein 10. The record is from RefSeq and is a predicted model, not a curated record. The coding region runs from base 173 to 1534 and encodes 453 amino acids. Lineage: Eukaryota; Metazoa; Chordata; Actinopteri; Sciaenidae. Gene Ontology annotation, molecular function: transmembrane transporter activity. The transcript is spliced from 13 exons. Gene Ontology annotation, biological process: transmembrane transport. Gene Ontology annotation, cellular component: brush border membrane.